This is a messenger RNA of Grosmannia clavigera kw1407, 1776 nucleotides long. RefSeq lists its product as uncharacterized. The transcript has 3 exons. Bases 1 to 1776 code for a protein of 591 amino acids. Lineage: Eukaryota; Fungi; Ascomycota; Sordariomycetes; Ophiostomatales; Ophiostomataceae. The record is from RefSeq and is a predicted model, not a curated record.
AUGAUCGAUUCCCCCUUUCCUGUGCUCUGCUGGCAGCCGAGUUCUCUCUCCUGCCGACGAAGCAGCGGCCCGUCAGACACAAGGCUGUUGAGAUCGUACGAGCAGGCCUUUCUCCUCGACCCUGACCCCUUUGAGCUCGCCAUGCCUGCCACCCCGUCGUGGACUCCGCAGUGGCCUCACGGCCUGACCAAGAACGGCUCCACCUGUCCAUGUUGCCAGCCGGGCGUCAUGGACCGCAAGAGCCGGGCGCGGCGCCUGAAAGACCAGGCCCAGCUGGACGCACAAUACGAGCAUCUCCGCGACCUCUACCCGCGACGCAGUCCGCCCCUCAACCGCGCCCUGUCAUCACCCGAUCGGCAGAAACCAUCACUUUUCCAGCCAGCUCAGACACGUGCUGAUGCCGUGCCAAGAAAUGCUGAGGACGGGCGAGACAGCGAGCAAGACCAGCACGUGGAAAGGAACGCAGACGCUGCGGACGACGAAGAAGAUGAUACAGAAGACGAGCACGGAGAUAGUAGCGACGGUAACAUGGGAAAAAAAGGAGAUGACGACGAGCGAGAAAAUGAUAGAGAGAAAGACCGGGACAAGGAAGAGCAGGACCAGCAAAAUGCGCAAGAUGGGGACGAUGAGCAGGAGGAGGAUGAAGACGAAGAAGACGAUGAAGACGACGACGAUGAAGAUGAAGAAGAAGACGACGGCGAUGACGAAGAUGAAGAAGGCGAGGACGACACAGACGUCGAGGGCGUGGUGAAGAAGGAGCCCGAAGAGUUUCGCAUCCGCAUUGACAGUGCCAAUGCAGCCUUCAUGCAACAGCCACCGCCACAGUCAGGCCUGCCAUCGUGCAGGGAAGAGGAAGACACCAUUGUGGUCAAGCUGGUGCCCGAUAGCAUGGACGUCGACUCAGACAUGUUUCUCGACGAUGACGACGAGUUUGUCCAUUUCGACAGUCGCCAACCCACGAGCCUCAUGGCAUACGGCCCGAUGUCGUCUGCAGCAGCAGCAGCGAUGCAGCAACAGCAACAACAGCGGCAGAAUCUAUGGCCACAUUCACGGCCUCGUCAUCGUCCACGGCCUCAACAAUUGGCGCCCCAGCCGCGGCCGAUCGUCGUGUCGUCCGGUCUGGCUGAACAAAAUGCACAUCUGCGGACGCAGCCUCCACGGCUACAGCCUCGUCCGCCAGCGUAUCCACCACAUCCAUCACGUCCGACACAGCCUCCGACGCUCUCGCGACUCCGCGUCGACGCACCCGUGUUGGCCGACCCCAGCGAUCCUGGCACGGCCCAGACGCCUGCCGGCAUGGAAGCAUUCUGGGACGUGAUUAUCUCACCACCCGCGUAUCUGGUCGCCUCUGCUGACGGCACCGUCGUCGAGGCCCGCCAGCUUCGACGGGAGGCCCGCUCACAGGCCAUCGAGGCUGCUCGCGAUCGGUUGCGCCGGCUGCGGUCCGGCGAGUCGCCGCUGGCUAGCCGUCGUGGGCCGCUGGCCAGUCGUAGCAGCAGCCUCAGCAGCCUCAGCAGCCUCAGCAGCAGCAACAUCAGCAACACUGCCAACGCCAGAACAGAGGCCAGUGAUCAAGCCGACUUACUCGGCGUUGAGCAGGGCCGCUCUAUUCGCAAGCGACCGUGUCCGUGCUGCAACAUGUACAUUCGCCGGGACAGGAGCAUCUUGCCAGAGGAGGACUAUGCGCGUGAGAAGAUUCACGGUGAUUACAUUCCCAUCAGCAUCCUUUACGACAUGCUACCGCGGCCUCCAAAUCCAUUUGCCGACGACGAGUAA